AUGCGGCGGUGUCCACUGGGGCUGCUGCUGCUGCUGCUGCUACCUGCCGGCCAGGGCCUCCUGAGCGUCCAGCGGCGGCGUGGGCGCCGGGAGCUAGCGCCAGGUCUGCACCUGCGGGGCAUCCGGGACGCCGGCGGCCACUACUGCCAGGCGCAGGACCUGUGCUGCCGUGGCCGCGUGGACGACUGCGCCCUGCCUUACCUGGGCGCCACCUGUUACUGUGACCUCUUCUGCAACCGUACCGUCUCCGACUGCUGCCCUGACUUCUGGGACUUCUGCCUCGGGGUGCCACCCCCUUUCCCCCCAAUUCAAGGAUGUAUGCACAGAGGUGUAGUCUAUCCAAUCUACGGGACCUACUGGGACAACUGUAACCGCUGCACCUGCUUGGCACAAGGACAGUGGGAGUGUGACCAGGAGCCAUGCAUGGUGGACCAAGACUUGAUCAAUGCCAUCAACCAGGGCAAUUACGGGUGGCGAGCUGGGAACCACAGUGCCUUCUGGGGCAUGACCCUGGAUGAGGGCAUCCGCUACCGCCUGGGCACCAUCCACCCAUCUCACUCUGUCAUGAACAUGAAUGAGAUUCACACAGUGCUGGGCCCCGACGAGGUGCUGCCUCUGGCCUUUGAGGCCUCUAAGAAGUGGCCCAAUCUGAUCCAUGAGCCACUGGACCAGGGAAACUGCGCCGGCUCCUGGGCCUUCUCCACAGCAGCUGUGGCUUCGGAUCGUGUCUCCAUCCAUUCCCUGGGGCACAUGACGCCCACCCUGUCACCCCAGAACCUGCUGUCUUGUGACACCCACAACCAGCAGGGCUGCCGUGGCGGGCAUCUGGACGGAGCCUGGUGGUUCCUCAGACGUCAAGGGGUUGUAUCUGACCACUGCUACCCAUUCUCAGGCCACGAGCCGGACAAGGCGGGCCCUGCGCCCCACUGCAUGAUGCACAGCCGGGCCAUGGGUCGGGGCAAGCGCCAGGCCACUUCCCGCUGCCCCAACAGCCAUGUCCAUGGUAAUGACAUCUACCAGGUCACUCCUGCCUACCGCCUAGGCACCGAUGAGAAGGAGAUCAUGAAGGAGCUGAUGGAGAAUGGCCCUGUCCAAGCGCUCAUGGAAGUGCAUGAGGACUUCUUCCUGUACCAGAGCGGCGUCUACAGCCACACGCCAGCGAGCCUCGGGCGGCCAGCACAGUACCGCAGGCAGGGGACCCACUCCGUCAAGAUCACGGGGUGGGGUGAGGAGACUCUGCCAGAUGGAAGGACGCUCAAAUACUGGACGGCGGCAAACUCGUGGGGUCCAGCCUGGGGCGAGAAGGGCCACUUCCGAAUCGUGCGAGGUGCCAAUGAGUGUGCCAUCGAGAGCUUUGUGCUGGGCGUCUGGGGCCGAGUGGGCGUAGAGGACAUGGCUCAUCACUGAGGCCCGGCCUGCGGGGCCCGGCCGAGGGCUGGCCGAUGAGAGGGCCUCUGUGGGGCUGCGGCCUGGCUGGGAGGAUUCAGCUUCAGGUGCACAUCGGUGCCUCCCGCUGCAACCCAGUGGGUGGGCUCUGGUUCUGCUGAACAGCGCUCUGCUGGGAGCUGAAGGAAGACACCCCGGACCUCCUGAUGAGGUUGGACCUGGGUCUGGCCUGGGGGAGUGGGGGUCUGCUCCUUCCAGGCCCCAGACGCUCCGCCCAGCCCCACUGUCCCACCCCAUCCCACCCUUUUACUCUUCCUCUUCAAAGAUAUUUAUUUUUCUGCUCACUCUUUUCAAAUAAAACUCAAAUAUUGAUCCCUA
This is a messenger RNA of Echinops telfairi (small Madagascar hedgehog), 1764 nucleotides long. RefSeq names its product tubulointerstitial nephritis antigen like 1 (gene TINAGL1). Gene Ontology annotation, molecular function: cysteine-type peptidase activity. Gene Ontology annotation, cellular component: lysosome. The record is from RefSeq and is a predicted model, not a curated record. The transcript is spliced from 11 exons. The coding region runs from base 1 to 1407 and encodes 468 amino acids. Lineage: Eukaryota; Metazoa; Chordata; Mammalia; Afrosoricida; Tenrecidae. Gene Ontology annotation, biological process: proteolysis.